UCUGCUACUGAUCUCAGUUUUCUAAAACAUGUCCCUGUUCCUGUUAAAUUUCAGAUUAUUGCGAUGACUCAUUAAGGGGAUGGAAGGUGGGGUCAGUUGGUCCCUCCUAUCACAUAAAGCUUGUGUCUUCUGAACUUCACUUUUUUUUUUCUCUGCAUUUCUAGAGCUGUGGAGUUUAUUAAUUUCGGCUGCUGAUCCAUGCUACUAGCUGUCACGUCCACCGAAAAACCAUCAGAUCUGAUCCCAGGACCUCAGGGCCACUCUGAAAUUUGAUGUUUUGUGCUCUUUGUGUUAAGAAAAUGAUUGCAGUGCUGGUGCUUCUCAUCAUAAAGCCAGGAACUAUAAAUGCGGAUUGGUCUGUGAGGUUGGAAAACCCAAAUCCUUGUGCUGUGAAGGGAUCGUCGGUGGAGUUGAGGUGCUCAUACAACUAUCCAGACGGUGAAACUGUUCAAAAAACUGCAUGGUACAAGGGGGACUUGGUUGAUGGCUUGUGGAAACGUGUUGCUCUGUCACACCUUCCAUCAUAUCAAAAUCGUUCUGAAUAUGUCGGUGACCUGCAGCACAACUGCAGCCUGGCACUUCAUGACCUGCAGAAUGACGACGCUGGGUAUUACUACUUUAGGUUUGACACAAAUACAUAUGGAAGGCAUAGUAAAACAUCUGUGUAUCUGACUGUCACAGAGCUGAAAGCCAGAGUCCAUCCAGAGAGAGUGCGAGCAGGAGACAAUGUGACUCUUGAAUGUGGAGCAUCGUGCCAACUUCCCAACACUGUCUGGUUCAAAAAUGGACAUCCAGUGUCAAAACCAAAUUUCACAGUUCAGGCAGAGGAUGCUGGGAAUUAUUUAUGUGCUGUUGAAGGGCAGGAGUCAGUGCAAUCAGACCCUGUGACUCUUGAUGUUCAGUAUUCUCCACUGAAUGUGACUGUUGAGGUGAGCCAGGCCGGCCUCCUGAUGGUGGGCAGCAGUGUCAAUCUGACCUGCAGCAGUGUUGCUAACCCUGCUGCAGACAGCUACACCUGGUACAGGAGUACUAGUCCCAGCUCCCUGCUCCAGGUGGGGUCAGGACAGGUGUUAUCUCUUCCCUCCGUGGAGGCGUCCCACACUGGACUCUAUUUCUGCCAGACCAGGAACCGUCUGGGAGAAAGCAACUCAACUCAUGUGCUGCUGACAGUGACAGAAACAGACAAUCAUCGUCUCAUCCUCCUUGUUGGUAUUGGAGUGAAAGUGGCUAUUCUGCUGUUGCUUCCACUGUUGGUAAUCUGGAUUUGGAGGCAGUGGCGUAAUUCUGCUUCAGAAACAGAGAAUCAUGAUUAUGAAAACAUCCGAGCCAUCAAACGGGUAGAAGGCUAAGAAACAUGAGAAGCAGGAUGACCUUUCGUUACAAUAGAUAGAUGACUCGGCACGUUGGCAAAAGAAUGUUUGUGGUUUGUUUGCUACCGGUAGCUCAACUGAGUUCUGAAAAAUAGCUGAAGCUGAGCAGCAAGAUUGCCAGUAUUAAUGUUCAGCCCUUUCAUGGAUGUCUCUAAUGCUGGAGAAAGAACUGUAAGAAAACAUGACUGAUGUUUAUUCAUCAGCUGAACAUCCAUUACCUUGAGUAUUACUUGAACUUCGGUGAUGUUAUUCACCCAAAGUAAUUAUUUAAAUUCUAGUUUUGUACCGUGUUUGAACAGUGUUGCUGAUCGGAAAAUAGCUCCUUCCAGUAAAUGAUUAACUGCUGUUGCAGCAGAUUGUAUUUACAAUCAGAGGUUAAACCAGGAUAUGCUGCCCCCCUGAGUUCAAAAGACACACGUACAGCCUUUCCCAUGGCUGGGUUGAGGCUGUUGGAGGUUUAUAUUUUAGAAUGUGAAGUGUUUUUAAUGGUAACAGAAAUAACAUUUUGAACAAAUGCUGGCUGCUAAGUGUAUAAAUUAUGUUCUGUAUGGCAUAUUGUCCUGGUUAUUUUUGUAUUUUUAUGUCAUUAUCAUAUUUUGCUAUGCAAUAAACUUGGUCAUAUGUACAUAUCAA
Molecule: messenger RNA, 2003 nt
Organism: Stegastes partitus (bicolor damselfish)
Lineage: Eukaryota; Metazoa; Chordata; Actinopteri; Pomacentridae
Product: sialic acid-binding Ig-like lectin 16
Exons: 7
Coding region: 273-1349 (358 amino acids)
Source: RefSeq, a predicted model, not a curated record